GCAGCUUGGGAAGGUAGCUGGCGCCGCUGAGGGAAUGGCGGUCUCGCCGACGGGCAGCGGGGCCCCGCACGCUGCCCCCGCCAGCCCUGCGCGGCUCCCUGCACCGCUGCCGAUGGGAACACACGUAGAAGGGAGGAAUACACCGCGGGGGGACCACAGCAGUCCGGCAGCCUGGCUCCCGGUAGGGCUGCCCGGGCAAGUGACGCCUCCGGGCUCCAGAUGCUCUGCUUCCCUGCCAGGAGAGGAGGGACAGGGCUGCCUCGUUGCGGUCGCAAAAGGAGGCUCAGAGGUGUAGACUGAGGAUGCACAAUGCAGUAGUGUCCCGGGGGGGGGGGGGGGGGGGGGCAGUGUUUCUGCCCCCAUCGUCAUCAUCCGGGAUCAGCUCAGGUGUCCAGCAGCAACCGGCUUCCGUGUCAGUAAACUCUUAACUGCCCCUGGAAAUGUAAGGAACCUUGUUACUGCUGCAGAAAAAACAAUUCCUUCUCCCUUUUUACCAAGCUGAAAAGGCUUAUUAUACAUCUUCAAUCAGUUCCAGAUACUUCCUUUCCCUGGCUUCCACCUUCCAUUUUCGCCAUAUAAAGAAGGUCUCAGCAUGCCCUUCUGGUUCAGAAGGUAGUUGGAACGAUGCUAUCCAGGAAUAGUUCUCUUCCAUUCUUCUCUAGCUGGUUUAAAGGGACUUUGAAUCAUGCAUCCUUUUGUUCAGCAAAAAGCAAAAGACCAAUCCCCGCUCUGCGAGGCUAUCCAAGCAACACAUGCUCCCUGCAUAGCUGAGAACUGCAGCCACAGAGUACAGCUCCCCACCACCACCCCUAAGCUCCAGGGAAAUGGGAGAAGUAUCACCCAGAAGGACAGCAAAAGAGAAAAAAGAAUCGAACAACAAUGCUGAGGUUUGUUGUCACCCUCUUUGCUGUCAUAACGUCAUCUAUCUGCCAAAAGUACGGAUGUCUGGAAGGGGACACCCACAAACUGAAGCCAAGUCGUGAGCCAAAUAUGCAUGAAUGCACUCUGUACUCUAAAUCUUCCUGUUGCUAUGUAGACUUCACAGAGCAAUUGGCUCAUUCCCCAGUAAUUAAAGUAAACAACAGCUACUGGAACAGAUGUGGGCAGCUCAGUAAAUCCUGUGAAGAUUUCACAAAGAAAAUUGAGUGCUUUUACCGGUGUUCACCGCAUGCUGCUCGCUGGAUCCAUCCCAAUGACACUGCUGCUAUUCGGUCUGUUCCACUGUGUCAAAGCUUUUGUGAUGACUGGUAUGAAGCCUGCAAAGAUGAUUCCAUAUGUGUUCAUAACUGGCUGACAGACUGGGAAUGGGAUGAAAGUGGAGAAAACCGCUGUAAGAAUAAAUGUAUUCCAUACAGUGAGAUGUAUGCAAAUGGGACUGACAUGUGCCAGAAUAUGUGGGGGGAGUCAUUUAAGGUGAGCGAAUCCUCCUGCCUCUGCUUGCAAAUGAACAAAAAGGACAUGAUGGCAAUCAAGUAUCUCCUCUCCGAAAGCUCAGAGGAAAGCUCCAGCAUCAGCAGCAGCGAGGAACAUGCCUGCCAAAAGAAACUCUUGAAGUUUGAGAAACUAAGGGGAGAGGAAGGGGAACAGACAAGAUAAAUGCUGGUGGAUGUAUGUCAGGACAAGAGAAGUCAUCGUGGAGGCUGGGCUCGGGGCAUCACGCCAGCCUGCUUUAUGCCUUACUUCCUGGAACAUAAUAAAUCAAUGGCUGGUUAUAUUAA
Aquila chrysaetos chrysaetos is the source of this 1718-nucleotide messenger RNA. RefSeq names its product riboflavin-binding protein. The transcript has 10 exons. The record is from RefSeq and is a predicted model, not a curated record. Gene Ontology annotation, cellular component: external side of plasma membrane. The coding region runs from base 880 to 1596 and encodes 238 amino acids. Lineage: Eukaryota; Metazoa; Chordata; Aves; Accipitriformes; Accipitridae. Gene Ontology annotation, molecular function: riboflavin binding; signaling receptor activity; riboflavin transmembrane transporter activity.